This is a messenger RNA of Solea senegalensis (Senegalese sole), 1815 nucleotides long. RefSeq names its product nucleoporin 42 (gene nup42). Lineage: Eukaryota; Metazoa; Chordata; Actinopteri; Pleuronectiformes; Soleidae. Gene Ontology annotation, molecular function: metal ion binding; nuclear export signal receptor activity. Gene Ontology annotation, cellular component: nuclear envelope. The record is from RefSeq and is a predicted model, not a curated record. The coding region runs from base 138 to 1511 and encodes 457 amino acids. The transcript has 7 exons.
GCUCACUGAUGACGUCACUCUUCUGCGACCCGAGUGUGUGAGCCUCGUCGAACGAUAACAACAACAGCACGACGAGAGCGAAUUGGAAACAAAAACUCAGAAACUCUCGCUUCCACAGGGACGACGCUGAGAGAAAAAUGACCAUAUGUAACUUUUUUCUUCAAGGUCGUUGUCGAUACGGCGAUAAGUGUUGGAAUGAACACCCGAGAGGAGGAGGAGGAGGAGGAGGAAACAGAGGUGGUGGUGGUGGUGGAGGAUAUAACAACCGAUCCACAAAUCAACAGCAGUCCAGAGGAGGUGGAGGGUUUGCUAACAGAGUUUGGGUGAAUCCUGACCACCAAAAAGGAAGCUACAUCAAGGCUUCAUCCUUCUCAUCUCACGGUGGUGAUGACUGGGGCCAAGGAGGACAAGGAGGGGCUGACUGGGGCAGAGGAGGCGGAGGGAAUGACUGGGGCAGAGGAGGAGGAGGAGGAGGAGGAAGAGGAAGAGAUAAUGUAAAAAGCUACGAAUUUGGCUAUUCCUCUCAGAACAGAUUUUCAGCACUUGAUACUCCCACCACAUUCGAUAGAGGAGGAGGAAGAAGAGAAGGAGGAAAACCUGGCAAUGAAGAGGAUGACAAACAAGUGGACAUCAUUCAGAAGGACAUGGAGGCUUGGGAGAGUUCGAGACAGUGGUGCCUCUCUUGUUACUCGAACUCCUUGGCACCUUUAUCUGGUUUCACUGAUGUCUCUCCAGAAGAGCUCAGGCUGGAGUUUUACUCCACAAGAGCCUCAGGAGAUGUGCAGGGCUAUAUUAAUGGUGUCAAUCAGUUGCUCAACCAGUGGAGAAGCAGAAUCCAGGAACUGAAGGUUAUGAAUCCAGCCACACGCACAGCAUUGCUUGCAGAGUUAAAAAACCCAGUUCCUCAGGCGUCUUCAAGUGGCUUUGGUACAAUGCCAGCAACCGGUUUUGGAUCCACGACAUCAGACUUUGGAAGCAAAGGCUUUGGUUCUGCAGCACCAGUGCAGGCCAGCAGUUUUAGCUUUGCUGCUACAAGCGGUGGAUUUGGUGCACCAUCAUCUUCGGCAGGAUUUGGUAGUGCCACAGCAGCUCCUGCACAACCUCCUUCGGGAUUUGGUUCCACCUCCGCGUCGUCAGCUUCAACGUUCUCCUUCGCUGCGGACACCAACAAACCAGCAGCCACCUCAGGAUUCGGCUCGGCCUCUGGGUUCAGCUUCUCCUCUUCAGCGAAUACCGGUGGAGGGUUUGGGAGUGGUUUUGGGUCUGGUGCGCCUGCAGCAGCAGCAGCAGCAGCAGCAGCAGGAGGUAGCAGCAUUUUUGCACAGAAGAGCGGGGGAUUUGGAACACCAGCUGCAGCAGCAGCAGCUGGAUCUGCUGGUGAGGCAUUGGACAGUCUGUUUUCACCCGAAAGCAAUCUGACUCCAGAGGAGCUGAGUCAGUUCAAGGCUAAAAGGUUCACACUCGGUCAGAUUCCUUUAAAACCACCUCCAGCUAACAUGCUGAUAAUAUGAUACAACUCAAAUAAAGAGAUGUAGUUUAUGCAGACGUGAUGUGUUAUUGAAUAUAGUUUUUGUUAUCCUAAUUAUUUUUUUAAAUACAGCAGAGAGAGAACAGCUAUACACUAUAUACGUUUUUGUAUUUUGUGAAGUAUUUCUUUUGUUACAAAAUUCUAUUUCUGGGUUUUAUAAUGGCCUGGAUACUUUGAACCUAAUUCAGCAAAAGUUGUGUAUGUUCAUGAGUGUUUUAGGAUAAAGGUCAUGACAUAAACCAUCAUGACAACAAUUAAUUAAAAGCUUUUUUGUAUUUUGUUGGAAA